UUCACUCUGCACUUUCGUACGUUGUCGCGCGUUGUCACGGACGCCGUCCAUCUAGUCUAGAAAGUGCAACAUUCUCCGUAUAUCGUCCAGUUCUUAAACGAUUCUGGUGAAUGUUUCAGUAUUUGUAGCUGUGGAACCAGAAAGUCCAAACAAACAUGAACCGGCCACCAUCAGGCGGAGGAAGACGGCCUACAACAGGUGCAAGACCAAAUAGUUCCUUGAGACAAGCUGCACCUGGAACAGCGAUGAGAAUGCCUCAAGGAACAGGGGCUCCUGGUACUGCAAGGCCUGGGACAAGGGGCGGAGUUGUAGGAGGAGUGGGAGUGCUUGAUGCUAAACUUAGUGUCACUGACAGACCAACGACACAGCAAGGAUUAGGAGGAAUGAGAACUGGCAAAAAGGGGCCACAGCGUGUUGUCAUGGACAAGUCUUACUUUCUUGGUAUGCUCCGCACUAAAUUGACUGAACUCCAGACAGAGAAUAGUUCCCUUCAGAGAAACAUCGACCAAGCUAAUGAGGAAAACAACAGCUACCUGUCCUAUGAAAAAAGAGCUGAGAGCCUAGCAAAUACCGUCAAAGAGCUUCAAGGUCAGCUAGCUGACUACAACACCUUGGUGGAUAAACUGAAUACCGACACAGCAAUGGAAGAAAAUCCACCGAUGAGGCAGAAAUACAUGACACUGAAACAGACUAAUGAAUCAUUAGCACGUGAACUGGAGGCACGACAACAGGAACUAGACUCACUCAACACAAAGAAAGAAAAUCUGGAAGAUGAGUUGUCACAUUCCCAGGUGAAGCAGGAGGCUGUUCGACUCUACGAGCAACUCCAUGAACUAGAGGAGAAGAAAGCUCAGCUAAUUGCUGAAGAUAAGACUCGGGGGACACCAACAGAGGAACGAGAACGCCUCCUGAAACAAGUCAAAGAAGAUAAUCAAGAAAUAGCCAGCAUGGAUAGACAAAUACAGGAAUACAGAGAUCAGAUUAACACUCUACAGGAGGAGAUACGACAAUUGGACAUGGAUCUAGAAGAACAUCAGGGUGAAAAGAACAUGAAAUACAAAGAAUUGAAGAAGAGAGAUGAAACAAUGACAGAAUUUUUGGAGAGCUUUGAAGAUACCAAAUCCCAGGAAAUGGAACACAAGGCUAACCUUGAGGAAAACAUUGUUGCUAUCUUGUCUCAUCUGAGUAGGAACUUGGGUCGCACUAAACACAUGCCCAGUCCGCAGGAAUUGGCACGGAUGCAGGAUGAUUUGAGCUUUAAGCAAACAGAGAUGCAGAAAUCGGAGGCUACAGCAACCUCGUUGGCAGGAGAGAGUGCUCGUCUUCAGAUGGACCUUCAAAAGGUAGAGCAAUUGGAAGCUAAGAUUAAUGCUGAGCUGGAGACUUUAAAGGCCAAGAUUGACACCAUGAAUGAAGAACUGGAAAAGUACUCUGACCUCAAUCGACUACGUGCUGAAUCUGACCAAAGAAAACAGAAGUUGCAAGAGGAAAAAGUAACACUGACUACCAGAAGGGAUACCUUUAAGCAGGCUGUGCAAGAACUGUCAGCUCAUUAUGAAGCAACAAAAACUCAGCUAAAUGAGAACGAGACUUAUGCCCAGCUGGGAAACUUGGAACGGAAGUGGCAACAUCAUGAGCAGAACAACUUUGUCAUGAAAGAAUUCAUUGCAGCUAAGAGCAUGGAAAGUGACUACCGCCCUCUAGUGGCCACUGUCAAGACUCAGAUCAGCGACUAUAACAAGUUGAUUCAGGAAAGUCUGACUCGAGGAGUCCAACGCUAAUAGUGGCCCCUGAAGGCCCCUGUUGGGAGAAGAUGUCACAGCACCGUGCUGAUUGAUCCCAUUAAUAUAAAUUUUACAGUGUUUCUUAUUGGCCAUCGUCAUAUUCACUUUGAAAAUGUUGACGUGUUCAACUUGUGAUUUUUCUCCAACUGAAUAUAAUGCAUUGCUUUUAUUUGGUUUUAACUGAAACCGCAUUUUUAUACUCUUGGUUUUCACGUGUGAAUUUGGGUCCGUAUACCUGCACAUGUACACUGUACGUGAGAUUUGGUGCAUAGGUAUUAUACAUGUAUUUGUAUUCACCUACAUGUAUAUACAUAUCUGUUGAUUACUUUGGAAGAUGGAUUAAAUUAUUUGAGGAUCUGCUUUGCAAAAGUUGUUUGAAAAUGGUCCGAGAUUCUAGAAAUAUCUCAUUUUUGCUAGUCUGACAUUUAGUAAUUUAAAUCUAAUGCUUUUGCAUUUUAUUAACAUAAUUUGUUAAUUACAAAGGCCAUAUUCCUACAUGAAAAAGUAACCUUUGGAUAAUUAGCACUGAUUAUGUAGGCCUUUGGGAAAUCCUAUACCUUGGGUCUUUCUGUAUUAUUAAUUUGAUGUGUCCUUCAAUAAAACAUUGAAUUCAUUACCUGGGCCAGUGGUUAUCGUUUUGCAUAGUUGCUGUAUAGAUGACCUUCCAAUUAAAAUCCACUCAAAUGCUAUUUUUUGGGGGCAUUGAAGAGUGAAUUAUGUGCACACUGUAAAUAUUUUUGUGCGUGUAUAAAACAGUUUCAUGACAAAUUUCAUUAUUCACCAAAUUGCUCAUAAAUUUACAUAUUUGGCAUGACAGCAAGUGCUUCUUACAGCUGUUAACAUUUUACCUUUUUGUAGGAAAUGUGUACCAAAGCAUGUGGAUGUACAUGUAUUUACGUCAAAAAUGUGGUGGAAUUUUUGAUGUUUGAAUUUUAGAAUUCAGACAAAAAAGAUAUAUUCGCGAGAGACGUAGAAUAGUGCAAAUAAAUUUCAAAAUCCAGUGAACCAUUCUAGA
Molecule: messenger RNA, 2799 nt
Organism: Acanthaster planci (crown-of-thorns starfish)
Lineage: Eukaryota; Metazoa; Echinodermata; Asteroidea; Valvatida; Acanthasteridae
Gene: ift74
Product: intraflagellar transport 74
Biological process (GO): cilium assembly; intraciliary transport involved in cilium assembly
Cellular component (GO): intraciliary transport particle B; cilium
Molecular function (GO): beta-tubulin binding
Source: RefSeq, a predicted model, not a curated record